ACGUAAUCACAUGUUUUCAUCGCGUCUUGGAAAGCUGUGUGUUUAGUUAGCGGAAUUCAAGCACAACGCACUUGGAUACACACAGGUCAACGAUGGCGUCUGACUCCCCGCGCAGACCGAGCCGCUGUGCUGGAGGGGUUGUAGUUCGAGCCCAGGCUGCUACGGAGCAGUCUUACAUGGAAAGUGUAGUGACUUUUUUGCAAGAUGUGGUUCCUCAGGCCUACACUGGGACACCACCAACAGAUGAAAAAGAAAAGAUCAUUUGGGUUCGUUUUGAAAAAGCAGAUAUCAAUGAUGUGGCCCGCUCACCAGAGUUCCUGGAGAUGCAUGGCAGCGGUGUGGACCCACCUCUUUGUCUGAUGAUUGGCUAUGCAGACGGAAUGCAAAUCUGGAGUGUAUCACUGACUGGAGAAGCUCAGGAGCUCUUCUCUGUGCGGCACGGUCCAGUGCGAGCUGCUCGUAUCCUUCCAGCCCCUCAUAUCAGUCCCCUGAACACUGACAGCUUUGCAGAGAAGAGGCCCCUCCUCGGUGUUUGCAAGAGCACAGGCUCCUCGGGGACCAGCCCUCCGUACUGCUGUGUGGACCUGUAUUCUCUAAGGACCGGAGAGAUGGUCAAGUCAAUUCAGUUUAAAACGCCCAUUUAUGAUCUACACUGUAACAAAAGGAUUCUUGUCGUCAGUCUUCAAGAAAAGAUUGCUGCCUUUGACAGCUGCACUUUUACAAAAAAAUUCUUUGUCACAAGCUGCUAUCCUUGUCCUGGUCCCAACCUCAACCCCAUAGCAUUAGGAAGCCGGUGGCUCGCCUACGCUGAGAACAAGCUGAUCCGGUGUCAUCAGUCCCGUGGCGGGGCAUGUGGAGAUAACUCCCAGUCCUACACUGCCACUGUCAUCAGCGCCGCAAAAACACUAAAGACAGGGCUGACGAUGGUGGGUAAAGUAGUCACUCAGCUUACAGGCACCCUGCCCUCCGGAGCACCUGAUGAAGAGGGCGUGGCCCACAGCAGCACCCGCCGCAGCCCUCACCAACCCGGCGUAGUUACUGUCAUAGACACACACAGUGUGGGAGAGGGACAGGUACUUGUGAGUGAAGACUCUGAUGGAGAGGGAGUGGUCGCUCAUUUUCCAGCUCAUGAUAAACCCAUAUCCUGUAUGGCAUUCAACCCGAGUGGUAUGUUGCUGGUGACUGCUGACACAUUAGGACAUGAUUUUCACGUGUUUCAAAUCCUCACUCACCCAUGGGCAUCGUCACAGAGUGCAGUUCAUCACCUGUACACCCUGCACAGAGGGGAAACUGAGGCUAAGGUGCAGGACAUCUGCUUCAGUCCUGACUGCCGCUGGGUGGUGGUCAGCACGCUGCGUGGCACCUCACACGUCUUCCCCAUUAACCCGUACGGUGGCGCACCGUGUGCCCGCACACACCUGUCCCCACGUGUAGUGAACCGCGUGAGCCGCUUUCAGAAGAGCGCCGGCCUCGAGGAGAUCGAGCAGGAGCUGAACAGCAAGCAGGGUGGCCGGUGCAGCCCCAUCGCCGGCCUCUCCAGCAGCCCGUCCGGCUCCCCUCUACACGCCAAACAUACCAACCAAGAGUCCUAUAACAACCUCACCAACAACAACAUGGGGAAUCCACGGCUGUCUCCUCUGCCAAGUCUGACGGUGCUGCUGCCGCUGGCUCAGAUUAAACAGCCCAUGACUCUGGGCACCAUCACCAAGCGCACAGGACCCUACCUCUUUGGGGCAGGAUGUUUUUCCAUUAAAACUCCAUGUAAAGCCAAGCCACCGCCCCAGAUCUCUCCUAGCAAGUCUAUUGGAGGGGAGUUCUGUGUAGCUGCCGUGUUUGCAUCCUCACGCUCUUGGUUCAUCACCAACCCUAACAUGAAGAGAGAAAAAGAUCAGUCUCGCCAGGCUGUGGUUGACUCUCUCUAUAUCGCAAGCUGCUAUGGUAGUCUGGUUGAGCAUGUGCUGGAGCCUCGGCCCAUCAGCACAGCACAGAAGAUAGGUGAUGACACACCUCUGGAGUUAAACACCUGCCCCAGGGCAUGCUGGACUCUGGCCAGAACACCACAGUGGAAUGAGCUGCAACCUCCUUUCAGCAGCAGCCACCCCUUGGUGCAGGCCUCAGACUUGGUGCAGUACUAUCAGUACCUCCUGGCUGGCUCGUUGCCUCCAGGAAGCCCGGGGCCCAUCACCAGACAGGGUUCCUAUGACAGCCUAGCCUCAGACCACAGCAGCCAGGAGGAUGAGGAGUGGCUUUCUCAGGUGGAGAUAGUGACCCACACUGGCCCUCACAGGCGGUUGUGGAUGGGUCCUCAGUUCCAGUUUAAGACCAUUCACCCAUCAGGCCAGACCACGGUCAUCUCCUCCAGUUCGUCUGUGCUGCAGUCUCAAGGGCCCAGUGAUUCCCAGCAGCCCCUGCUCGACUUUGAUACUGAUGACCUGGAACUACACAGCCUCAGGAUCCAGCCUGUGCGCUCUGAGCCCAUGACCAUGCCCGGCUCCUCUUGUCUGAUUCCAGAGCGUGUAGGCCAGGCUACAGGCAUCGAUGCCGGCUCAGAAAAGGACUCUUUGCAGAUAAGCUCCAGUGGCACAUUUGACCACAGUGUGACCCUGCUGGAGGUGUGUGGCAGCUGGCCCGAGAGUUUUGGAUUGCGUCACAUGUCCUCUGUGGAAGCCACAGACGAGGGCUUGAGGGAGAGGCUUGCUGAAGCCAUGUCUGAGUCACCCAGCAGAGACAUUGUAGGCUCUGGAACAGCGGAACUGCAGAGAGAAGGCAGUAUCGAGACGUUGAGUAACAGCUCGGGCUCCACAAGUGGCAGCAUUCCUCGUAACUUUGAAGGUUACCGCUCUCCUCUGCCCACCAACGAGAGCCAGCCACUCAGCCUUUACCCCACAGCUUUCCCCUAGAGAAACGUCUCCUCUGUGACAAGUCCCACCUUUCUAUCCCAUCACAGGGAUCUGCUUCCCUUUUUCCGUCCGGAUGGAUGUUGUUGUGUGCAAUGUUGACUUCUCCUUCCACCCAACCAACCGUCGAGCAAAGAUCAGUGAAAAUCCUUUCAAAUCAGGGUGGAAACGCAGACGAGACGUGCAUGCAGGCUUUCAAUAAAUGUGCCACUUGAUUCUUACUUGUGUAACAAACAUGUCUUAUGUGGAGAAAGAGAGAGAGAGAAGAAAGUUUAGCUCCUGCAUAUUGUGUAAAGGCUUUCACAGCUGCCAUUUUGUCCCUCUCUCAAAUACAUGACGUUGAUUAGUUCAAAAAUGUCUUGUGUGCAGUAGAGACAUGUUCAUGCCAAUAUAUCACAGGGCAUUGGUGUGUAUUCAAGCCAUAACUUCAUGUAUGUGUUUGUUAUUCAACAUGUAGUAUGUGUCUUGAUUCCCUCUCAGUCAAAGCUUUGGAAACGUUAGAUUGAAUAUGUAUUUUCCUUUGGCAAAAGGACAUUUUAAUAAAGGCUUUUAGUUGAAAUUUAUUUCUAUGGCAAAGUUAAAUAGUGAAGUUAAAGCCCAUGUAUACAUGUAUUUCUGAAUCAAGGUGUAAUUUUAAUAAGUAUUUUUGAUUUUGUGUUAUUUUUAAUGAAAUAGUUUCCCCAAAACCACAGUUUACUUUUAGAACAAAUGCUCAGCCUGUUGGGAAAUUUGAAGAAAAGCCUCAUGGAUGUAGCUCCUUCAUGAAGAUACCAGGAGUGUGCAAAGCUUCAUCGGAAAUAUACAAGUUCAGAAUUUCACGUGUAAAAUAGUGGAAUCUUCGAACACGUUUCCUGCUCACUGUAUAAUUCCAUACGUGUUAUUUUACUUGUUAUUAUCUGCAUUAUUAGUUGUAGAAAACAGUAAACGUGUCGAAAAGAUGUGUCCAAGUGUUUGACUGCUAGUGUGCGUUUAAGAGGGAGAUCAGGACACACUGCUUUUUAUGCAAACAUUCUUUGACUUGUUGCUGAAUUUUAAUUUUGCCUUUGUGUUACGUCCAAUUCUAUUUCCGUUAAAUGUCCUUUUACGAUCAUACAAAAUCAUACAAAAACAUUACAUUUAUAUCUCAAGACAAAAAGUAUUUUCAAUCUAUUUUAGUAUUUUAUAUAAUUACAUGAGGGGAAAGAAAAAUAACUAAACUUUUUUUCUUCUUAGAUUACUAUUAGUGAUUGCAAAUGUUGACUAAUACUGCUUAGUCAUGUUAUAAUUGUUAUAAUGUUACAAACAAUUUCUCUGUAUAUUUGAUUCUCUGUUCCAUUACGUCCAUGAAUGGAUUUGGUUUGGUUUGUUUUGUUUUGUUUUUACCUUUUGGACUAAAUUCCAUUCAUGUGAGUGGCUUUGUUAUGGCGUGUGCACUGUAUGACCUAUGUUAGCCUUUUAAAUGGACUGAUUACUGCAGGGUUAAUUGUCUCCUAAUAAAUGAGCCCCUUAGUGUUUUUUUUUUCCUUUAUAAAUUUUUAGGAUUUGCUUUGUCAAACAUCUUUACUCAGCAUCUUUUUAGGUGUGUGAAGUCUGUGUACCGUCAUGUUUAGAGGGAGUUAAUAACUGCAUAGCAAACCUCUAUCUCUCUGAACAAACACAUAUGCAUGCACUCACAUAUCGCUUUACUUCUUUAUGACUUUUCUAAAGGAGCUAUUCACUUGAACUGAACUGCACUAGACAGAACAUGACAUGACAGGACAUAAAGAAACUCCAGUGAUAUUGAUGAAGGUUUUGCUGUAAUAGCUUUCAGCUCAGCUUGCGGCGUAACGAAAGCUGUUAUGGUUGGACUGGACAGCGUAGUGCACGCAGCAAGUCUGAGGUGCAUGUGAUAGGAAGGGAUUGCUGGCCUCACUCGCUGAAUGAUUUACAAAGGUCAAUAUUGGCAUGACUAUAUUGCCAUGAAUGCAUUGCACAUGCUUUUUGUGAACUGUAAUAUGCUUUUGAACGACACUGGUUUAAUCCUGUCGAAUAUAAAUCCUUGCAAUUGAAAUGAUCUGUCAAAUGCACAUUGUUUUGUGUCUAUUUACUUUAAAGGAUGAACUGUUCGUUCUGACCAUGUACGGUUGUGUGUCAAUACCAAGUACUGAACUGGGACAGAAUGUAGAGAGAAUAAAUAAAGCAAGCAUAGAGGCUAAGCUAGAAA
Ictalurus furcatus (blue catfish) is the source of this 5079-nucleotide messenger RNA. RefSeq names its product BCAS3 microtubule associated cell migration factor (gene bcas3). The record is from RefSeq and is a predicted model, not a curated record. Gene Ontology annotation, biological process: response to starvation; autophagy. Gene Ontology annotation, molecular function: protein binding. Lineage: Eukaryota; Metazoa; Chordata; Actinopteri; Siluriformes; Ictaluridae. The transcript is spliced from 26 exons. Bases 93 to 2900 code for a protein of 935 amino acids. Gene Ontology annotation, cellular component: cytoplasm.